Lagopus muta (rock ptarmigan) is the source of this 2965-nucleotide messenger RNA. RefSeq names its product G protein-coupled receptor 85 (gene GPR85). NCBI's taxonomy places the organism in Eukaryota, Metazoa, Chordata, Aves, Galliformes, Phasianidae. The transcript is spliced from 2 exons. Gene Ontology annotation, cellular component: plasma membrane. The record is from RefSeq and is a predicted model, not a curated record. Gene Ontology annotation, biological process: G protein-coupled receptor signaling pathway. Bases 420 to 1532 code for a protein of 370 amino acids. Gene Ontology annotation, molecular function: G protein-coupled receptor activity.
ACAGGGGAGGACGGGGCUCGGCGCGGGGAGGAGGCGCUGCGAGCAUGCGCCGGGCGAGCCGCUGACUGGGCGCUCCGUCAGGGUACCGAGGCAAAGGAAAAAGGAAAGAAAGAAAGAAAGAAAAAGGGAUGAGGGGAAGGAGGAUGAGCGACGGCGGAGGGAGGCGAGGAGGGUUUUAAAGGAGGCCGGCGGGAUCCCGCGGGAAGGAGCGGCUGUGGCACGCGGGGCUCUCCGGCACCAACAGAUAUUUUGAUGGCAUGACAAAUCAGAACGAAGAGGAUGUACUGUAUGACUAGACACCAGAUCAGUUCUGUUUGUGGAUUACAUUUUCAGUAAGAUGUAUGGAUCUAUUUUUUCCUUCUUCUUAUAUAUAGAUCAUGAGACUUGACUGAGGCAAUAUACAUAUCAUCCAUCCAUCUAUGGCGAACUACAGCCAUGCAGCUGACAACAUUUUACAAAAUCUCUCUCCUUUAACAGCUUUUCUGAAACUGACUUCACUGGGUUUCAUAAUAGGAGUCAGUGUGGUGGGUAACCUUCUGAUCUCCAUUUUGCUAGUCAAAGAUAAGACCUUGCAUAGAGCUCCUUACUACUUCCUGUUGGAUCUUUGCUGCUCAGAUAUCCUCAGAUCUGCAAUUUGUUUCCCAUUUGUUUUCACCUCUGUAAAAAAUGGCUCUACUUGGACGUACGGGACUCUUACUUGCAAAGUGAUUGCCUUUUUGGGGGUUUUGUCCUGCUUUCACACCGCUUUCAUGUUAUUCUGCAUAAGCGUCACCAGAUACUUAGCUAUUGCCCACCACCGUUUUUAUACAAAGAGGCUGACCUUCUGGACUUGUUUGGCCGUGAUCUGUAUGGUGUGGACUCUCUCUGUAGCCAUGGCUUUCCCCCCAGUUUUAGAUGUGGGCACCUACUCGUUCAUUAGGGAGGAAGACCAAUGCACUUUCCAGCAUCGUUCCUUCAGGGCUAAUGAUUCUUUGGGAUUUAUGCUUCUUCUUGCCCUCAUCCUCCUAGCCACACAGCUUGUCUACCUCAAGCUGAUAUUUUUUGUUCACGAUCGCAGGAAAAUGAAGCCAGUCCAGUUUGUUGCAGCGGUGAGCCAGAACUGGACAUUUCACGGUCCCGGAGCGAGUGGUCAAGCAGCUGCUAAUUGGCUGGCUGGAUUUGGAAGGGGUCCCACACCGCCAACCUUGUUGGGAAUCAGGCAGAACGCCAACACCACGGGCAGGAGAAGGCUACUGGUUUUAGACGAGUUCAAAAUGGAGAAGAGAAUCAGCAGAAUGUUCUACAUCAUGACAUUCCUCUUUCUGACCUUGUGGGGUCCCUAUUUGGUAGCCUGUUACUGGAGAGUUUUUGCAAGAGGGCCUGUAGUACCGGGGGGAUUUCUAACGGCCGCUGUCUGGAUGAGUUUUGCCCAAGCUGGAAUCAAUCCUUUUGUCUGCAUUUUCUCCAACAGGGAGCUGAGGCGCUGUUUCAGCACAACCCUUCUUUACUGCAGAAAAUCCAGGUUACCAAGGGAACCUUACUGUGUUAUAUGAGGGAGCAUCUGUAAAUCUUUAGCCUUGUGAAACACUACCAUUCUCUGCUAAGCAAUUGUGGCCUGUAGCCAUGUCUUGAGAAGAAAAUCAAGAAUGGGAUGUCAGCAGUUGUAAGGAUUUGGGCAACAUUCUGCAGUCUUUGCAAUAGCUCACCUCUAAUCCUAUUUUAAACCUAAACAUGUUCCUGCUGACCACUGCUGAAGGUUUGUAAUUAAGAACAAAGGACUGAACUACUGCCCUGAAUUUCUUUAUGUGGUUGAAAUCUAGAUUAUGAAAGUAGCAGGUGCUAAGUAUCAGUGCUAAAUGCUGUGUAUAUCACUACAUAAAAUAAGACCAUCAGAAACAUUAGCAUUGGACAUCUUAAUAAAUUAAGUUGAUAUGAGGUUAAUGUGUUGAUAAAACUAAUUUUAGACAUCUGAAGACCUUUAAAACAUUUCAUACAAUUAUUGUUUUGCAAAGACUGAAAACUGGGGACUCAAGUACUGUAACUGAUUAAAGAUGUGCCAUGCAUUAUUGGAUUAUCACACUUACAAAUCUGUUUGCCUUGUGAGUAAGUUUUGGGGAGCAUUCCAAAGCAGUAUUUUUGUUCUCAUUUAGACUUCUUUUUUCUUUUCUUUUUCUUUUUUUUUUUCUUUUUUUUUUUUCUUCCGAAUAUAUUACUCUUUCUAAAUGCCAUUUUCCUUAACAGUGAAAUAAUAACAUUUAACUGUAUUCUGUGGUUUUUGCUGACUUGGUAUAAAGUUUAAUAGACUCUUAUUUAUAUUUUUUAAAAAGCUAGAUAUCAGUCUGUUAGGCAACGUUAAUGAUAAUAUCCAGUCAUAAUUGAACAGUUAUAAUUAUACAGAAUAAACACAUGUUGCCUUAAAGGGUUAUCUAGUAUCUUCCAUUUUGUUUAGCAUUGAAGCAAAUAAGCAAGGAAAAUUGAAUCAGUGACUCUGGUCAGUCAUUUGGGAGUGCACGAACGAUCACUUAGUCCUCUUUUUUCCUUUUUACUCCGAUGGUUCCCAAAAUCAGUAUGCACAUCACUGGGAUGAUACGAUUUUUUUCUAGGUGUGCCGCCCUUUCUGGUUUGUUCUGAGAAACACAGGCAGUUGAUGUAUGUUUAUAUUUUAAGACAGCUGUCAUGGGGAGACCGCAGCCUUAGUAUGAUAUCUUGCACAAUUUGUGAAGCAUUUAUUCUACUGAAGGCACAGUCUUGUUUAUAUUUUCUGCACAUUUUGGUGUAUUGGUUGUUUUAAAUUAUUUAAGUUUUAACUUGUGAAAGCAUAUAAUAUGAUUUCUUAGUAUUUUAGAAAUACAUUAGAGUCUGUGAGUCUUUCCUUCUUUAAGAUACAGAUGUGUGGAUUUCAAUAUAAAGUUGCAUUUGCCAAAAUUUACCUGUGUAGCUUGUUAAUUUUCUUGGAAUAAAAUUUUACAUUUUUCCAGUUAUACAA